This is a messenger RNA of Diversispora eburnea, 190 nucleotides long. The record is from the annotation of a GenBank genome assembly. Lineage: Eukaryota; Fungi; Glomeromycota; Glomeromycetes; Diversisporales; Diversisporaceae.
AUGUCUGCUAUCACUUCUACUAUUAACGUUCGAGGAGAGUUAUCCGCACAUAACGAUAUCCCAUACACAAAUAAUAAUUUGCGUAUAUCACAAGAAAUUCGGGAUAUCGCUCAAAAACUCAUAAAAAAUAGAAAAGUAGGGAAGAGGCAGAGUGACGCAAAUAUAGUAGAUUUUUCUUCGAAAAAACCAU